AUGGCUGAUAUUCAAAUCUCACGCCAAGUUUAUGAUAAAUUCAAUUAUCAAGGAAAAUUGAAACUGUCUUGUUCCUAUCUUCAAGAAAUAUUCGAAAACCACGGUUACCCUGGUCAUGAAGGUGUUGUGCAGAUUGUGAAAGGAAAAACUGAUGUUGGAACGUUAAAUGGAUUCGAUUUUUGCUAUCGCCUUCGUAUCACUGACGGAAUUUUUAUGUAUAAUUCUAUUGUUUCAACGAAAUGCGAAGCCAAAGUGGAGAAGUACACAAAUUUUUUGGUCGAAGGAGCGAUCAUCGCCAUAUCCGAUCUCGAACUGAUGAAUGGCGAGAAUAAACCAACAUUGGUUAUACAUGACUUUGACCUACUCUCCUGCUACCACAAGCUGCUUCUUAAUCCCGACGGAACCAAACCAAAAACGCAUAACGGAAAACCAGAAGAGCAUAUGGGAUAUAGAUCAAGUGCAAUAAUUGCUGAUGAUUGGGCGGAAGCCGAAGAGUUUGCUCAUGAGCAAGAGAAUCGCGGUGUGCCGCCGCCGGCAAAAAUUCAAAAAACCGAGAAUGGAGCGGCUUCAGUUAAUAAAGCCAGAGCGCCACCACCGCAAAUGAAUCGCAAAGGAGCCAGUAAAACCGAAGGCGGUGUGAUGCCAAUUGCGGCAGUCACUCCUUAUGCGAGCAACUUCAAAAUUCAUGGAAUGGUUUCAAGAAAAGAAGAAAUGCGAACGUUGCCUGCCAAAAAUAUGAAGAUUUUCAAUUUCGAACUGACCGAUGUUCACGGUGAUUGCAUACGCGUAACAGCUUUUAACGAGGUUGCCGAAUCAAUGGCUAGUUUGAUUGUUGAAAACAUGUCUUAUUAUGUAUCCGGUGGUUCUGUUCGAGUUGCAAACAAACGAUUUAAUAGUACGGGACAUGAUUACGAGAUUACGCUUCGAUCGGACUCCAAGGUUGAACCAGGAGGCGAAAUUUUCUCGACGCCAAAAUUGAAUGUCAAACGUGUUGAGCUCAACAAAAUUCCGUCCCAAAUUGGAAAUAUGAUUGAUGUUCUUGUGGUUGUUGAGCGUAUGGAUGAAGAACCAACACAUUUCACAUCUCGUCAAGGAAAGGAACUCAUCAAACGAGAACUUGAUGUUGUCGAUGAGAGUGGAGUUCAAAUUCGUGUCACCAUGUGGGGCGAAGAAGCGACUAAUGUUAAUAAGGAUUUGGUGGGAAAAGUUGUUCUCUUCAAAGGUCUUAUUCCAAAAGAGUUCAAUGGAGCUUAUUCACUGAACACGACUUCGUCUACUAGGAUCCACAGCGUUCCGGACAUUCCAGGCGUUGCUGAACUUUUCGAGUGGUAUGAAAAUGAGCGUCCGAAGGUGGAUAUUCAGACGAUCAGUCAAAUGGCGCCUAGCAAUAGUGAAGCUCCUAGAACAAUCGCGGGAAUUAUUGAAAUGAGAUUUGGAAAUGAGUCGGAGAAGGGAGAUUAUGCCAGUUUGAAAGCAAUGAUCACUAGAGUCAAUCCUUCAAAUGCCAUCUAUAAAGGAUGCUCAAACGAAGGAUGCCAGAAGAAGGUAGUUGAAAGCGAUGGAGAAUAUCGCUGCGAGAAAUGCAAUUCAAGUAGUACGACAUUCAAAUGGCUCUACAUGAUACAAUUCGAGAUUGCCGACGCCACCGGACAAAUUUAUGUGACUGCGUUUGGUGAUACUGCCGCGAAAAUUGUUGGAAAAUCUGCGGCGGAGGUGGGAGCAAUUCGUGAGGUUGAUGAAAAUGAAUAUAAUGCGGUGUUCGAAAAGAUUCAAUUCCAACCGAAAAUGUGGAGAGUGAGAUGCAAAAUGGAAUCGUAUAAUGAGGAAGUUCGCCAACGUGUGACAGUUUUCUCCGUUGAAGACGUGAACAAAGACAAAUACAUUGCUCAUCUUACGGAUCUCGUUGAACAAUUGGAAGCGCUUUAA
Molecule: messenger RNA, 1926 nt
Organism: Caenorhabditis bovis
Lineage: Eukaryota; Metazoa; Nematoda; Chromadorea; Rhabditida; Rhabditidae
Source: the annotation of a GenBank genome assembly